AUUUUAAAAAAAAAGCCUAUUUUUAGGGCUCAUUAGGUUUUGGUCAUGUUUGGUCUGUGAAACAUGGAAGAGGCUAAAACUGCACUUAUUUAUUUUGCAUUCCUCUAUCAUAUGAAAACUAUGACACUAAACGGAUAAAAGAUAAAUAUUUUGGUGAAUAUGGUGGGUGGUUUUAUGUUUUGUCUGGAAGAGACUUUAAGUAGUGCGGUUUUGGCCUCACACUGACAAAUCUCCAGAAAGACUGUGCAGACAGUGUGUAAAUAUUUGUGACAGUGUGUGAAAAUGGGACUUAAAUCUGUGUCUCUACAUGUUUUUUCUCUUUAAGAUAGAUUUAGGGAAAACCUCAGCUGCACAGUAGCCACAGGCGACACUAAAUGUUAAUACCUACUCAGUUGUAUCACUUAUACAGCAAUAUCUAUGUAAAGUUUGUGACCUUUAGAUUAGACAUUAGCCACCAUAAAUUACCGCUCAGACCAGACCUAGUAAGGCUGCACAGCAGAAAAUUGUUAUUUCUCAAAUGUUUCAUAGUCUUCUUGUUUUCAUUCUGACUGGUGGGUCUUCCUUUUUACUCCUCUUCUGUUUCAGUCCUUCCUCUCCUUCUUCCAUCCCUUUCUUUUUCACCCCAGCUUUUCCCCGUACCUCUAUAACUCUCCUCCUCUUUCCCCAAAACGCCCCUAUUCCCCACUCACUUCGACUUUUGACAUAUUACCUCCACUGAAGCAUUAGUCACCCAACCCCCCCACCUCUGUCCCACCCUCCUUAACUUCCCCUCCUUCUUCCCUCGUUAUAAACUCAGGACCCGCAACAGUUGGCUCAGUGUGAGGAGCCUUACAAAAAGUGUAGGGGGUGAACAAACCCAAAAAAAAAGAGGAGAGAGCAGCUGGAAAACUGGGUGACAAGCACACCAUCAUCAGACACUUUUGUGAUUUCUUUAAAAGCGACACAUUCAGAUCAUGCAUGUGUUCAGGAUCUGGCGUGUGCUGUGUGUGCUUGGCUUCGUGGGUGCAUCCUUGUGUAUGAAUGACUUUGAGUAUGAAGGGAACUAUGCAGAAAACUAUGACAACGAGAUCUCUCAGGACCAGCAGGAGGGGGAAACUCCAACAACCCCAUGCCGAGCUACAGAUUUCUCCCGCUGGGACAAGCUUUUCAUCGCUCUGGAGGACUCCCAGAUGAGACAGAACAUGCUGCUGGAGUCUCUGGAGCAAUGCAGCGGAGGAAUGGUCUCUCUCAAGAACCGGGUGGACAAGCUGGCUAAAGGGACAUGCCAGCAGUGUCUACCCAGCCUGGAGUCAGCGUGCAGGGCGCAAUCGGAGCAGACGAGUGUCAGGCUGCAGCAAGGUUUGGCAGAACUCCGGAGGGAGGAAGAAGAUAGGGAGAGGAGCUUAAACGCUACCUUGCAGCAGCUCCUGCACAGCAGCCGUGAGGGGAACGCUCGGCUGAGGCAGCUGGAGGACGGACUGGUGCCAUCGGGAACAGCCCACGGCGGGAUGGAGCGCCAACCAACACCGAGACCUGGAGGUUUAGGGGCUGCAUUUGGCUUGGGGAUGAAACCAUUCCCAUCUGGCCAGAAGAAGCAGGAAGUGACUUCACCCCUGGACAUGGCCGCAAUGGAAAGGGCUUUGGUUGCUAUAGCAACAGAGCUGCAGAAGAUUCAUCUGCAACUGAGCAGAGUGAUGGAGCGAGAGGGAACAUCGGGCAAGGACAGAGGAGACACAUGAAUUUCCUAUAGAGGGAGGAAAAUAAAUAAAAUAAUGACUGGGGACUCUCCGGUGAUCAUGAUUUUGCACAUACUCUUUUUUUAAUGUUACUUUUAAAGGGCUUUUUUUUUUUUAUAUGUGAGCUUGUGGAGCUUUCUGGUGACAAUGACUUUAGAUGUACUAUAAAUGUUGUGGGUUUGCUAUAAUAAAUAAAAACUUAUUAAACUAACCUAAUCAGCCUCAUGGAAAGGUUUCCUCCCUUCUCCCACACGGUAAUCAACUCGUUUUUAGAGCUUCGUACUUCAUGUGUUCACGCACAUGCCUACACUUUGAUUCGCGUGAGUCAGUGCAUGUUCUCUAUCCCUCACAUGUGCCAGAGUUUACACCACCACCACCACCACCCCAGUGUUUGUGUAGUUUGUCAUUAAAAGUGUGCGAAAUGUUUUUCGGAUCGUGCCUAAUUCUGAGCAGACCUUACCCCUCUCAUUAGUUGCUUUAAAGAGUCUGAGAGGCCGCGGCUUACGACGCUGCGAGUGGUUAUGAUUUAUGAAAACCCUGCCAGAGCUGAGACGCUGCCGCCCCGUCCCUCCUGCAGCCACACACACACAUUCAUUAUUUAAACCACAGCGGCUGGUGUUGACUGAUGGUACUUUCGGAUGUUUAACCUCAGUACAAAUACCACACUGUACACAGCAGAUUGUACACAGUAUUAUUUAGAAUUACAUAUUAUCCAUCCAUUUUGCAUA
Larimichthys crocea (large yellow croaker) is the source of this 2443-nucleotide messenger RNA. Its product is annotated as pentraxin-related protein PTX3. Gene Ontology annotation, biological process: innate immune response. Bases 954 to 1718 code for a protein of 254 amino acids. NCBI's taxonomy places the organism in Eukaryota, Metazoa, Chordata, Actinopteri, Sciaenidae. The transcript has 2 exons. The record is from RefSeq and is a predicted model, not a curated record. Gene Ontology annotation, molecular function: complement component C1q complex binding.